UCUCACUGUAGGUUACUGUUGCCAGAUUUUUGCAUCACUGGUGCAGUACAAUAGCAGGGGCACUGGAUCACCCUUACAUGGGAACUCUGGCUUUUCACUACACUCUUGAAGUGAUGCCAUUGGGGCCAGAAUCCUUUUUACUCUUUGCAUAACGUAAUUCCAGGGCAACUUUUCCCUCUACUCUUCAUGAGUAAUAUUUCCUUCUUGGUGCAGUGUGUGGAAUGGUGUCUACAGCAUUAAUACUUCUCUUCUGCAAUGCAGUGUUUUAAUCAGGAGUUGGAACUGAGGUGGGACAGAGGCAGUAUCUGCUGUUCUCCCCUCUUUUCCACCCUCUGCCUUAGUAUCCCUCAGAGAUGGGCUUUGCUGCUGCUCAGGACAUGUCCUGUCUGGGACCAAAAGUUCAGUCAAAGCCAGGGUGAGAGAAAGUAACAAAGCACUGAGUUUGCUGACUCUCUCAUCUAGUGAUCAAUAGUGACUUUUAUCAGGGACCUGCAUCUCUAAUUUCUCUGAUACUGAAUGCAGUCUGUGAGCCUGAGGCAGGCUGUCUGCAUUUCCUCUAUUUAAGAUCCUUCCAAGUGCCUCUGACCAUAUAAAGUUAAGUGAACCUGUGUCUGGUGAUGUGAUCUAGCCUACACUAUGUCCCAAGUUUCUGAUCCCUGGGGAUGAGAGAGGAGCAUGUGUCUGCACUGUGUCACUUCUGAAUAGCUGUAUUGGGAAGGGCUGACAUCCAGCAAUUACAGCUUCAAAAUCGAUACACGGAGGACGGCACAGGUUAAAACAGGAGCAGAUGCCUCAGCAUCUGUAGCACACAUGCCAUACAGCAUGCAUGUGUCUGUACUGGUUAUAUGAUGCACCAAAAACCCAAAUGCUUUAGCAGCUAUGAUUCUUCCACAAAUCCUAAUCCUGGAGGGGAGGCAGGACGCAGGAAGGACCAAUAUGAUGCUAAUGUGCUUUCCUGUGGAUGUUACAAAAUACAGGGGUUCUUUCAGAGGACUUUGUAUCUAUGCAAGGAGGAAGGGUUUCAAGGGAGGAAUAAUGACGAAGGAACCAGAUUAAAAAGCUUAUUGUGGGAGUACUAAACAGGAGAUGAAUGUAGACUCACCCGAGCUGUGUGACGUAUUUCUCUGUGUUGUGGCCAAGAAGGAGCUGGCACCUAAGAGACAGAGCAGAGACUGUGCUUGCCACAUCUCCACGAUGCAGCAAGGCAUGGAGGCAAACAGAAUUUUGUGUUCUAACUUUGGUCAGCAAUGGCUCUUUAAGGCUGAGCAAGGCAUGCAGCAUGGACACUGCCCAGUCCAAACCCAGCAGCCACGUGAACUCUCCCCAGGACAAAUGAGAAGAACCUGUCUCCAAGUGCAAGAUUUUGGGAAUAUGUGUCAGAGAUGCCUGACAGUAAAACAUCCGUCUUGCCCUAAUUUCUACGUGAAGUGCUGCAAUGUCGAGUGAAAUAACCUUCCAGGCUGGCUCUGGUGCAGAGGUAUUUUGGCUUAUGUUAUUGCUGAGAGCUUUCUUUCUGAUGAGCUCUUUCUGCCUCUCUGUGCUUCUGAUGUCUGACUCUCUUCACUCUUUUUUUCCCUUGGGCUGGGAUGUGUGCUGUUUGUAAUGCAUCAGGAAGUAAUACGCAAUGAGGAAACUCUCAUCAUCUGUGCAUCAGGGAGAGAAUUACUGACUGAGUGCUGAGCAGUCAAGUUAUUGAUUCAAACCAAAGCCCAGUCUCUCUGUCUGCUGGGCUGGUUACGUCCUUCUGGUUCAUUGCGUUUAAUCGGAUUCCCUCAGCUGCCACACAGAAGGGGAGAGUUAGAAGCAGAUCCAUCUAUAAUGUUCUCUUCAAAAUCCAGUUCGGUAUCCCCUUCUCCAUCCAUGGAACAGGCUGAUUCAGAUGCUCUGGACAUCAGCACCAAAGUGCAGCUGUAUGGCGUGCUCUGGAAGAGACCCUUCGGGAGGCAGUCGGCCAAAUGGUCCAGGAGAUUCUUCAUAAUUAAGGAAAGUUUUCUGCUUUACUAUGCUGAGAGUGAGAAGAAGAGUUUUGAAAGCAAUAAAUACUUCAAUAUCCACCCCAAGGGCGUCAUACCCCUGGGAGGCUGCAUCGUGGAGCCCAAAGAAGAGGCCAACAUGCCUUAUGCCAUAAAAAUCUCUCAUGAAGACUUCCAUGGUAACAUUGUUCUAGCAGCUGAAUCAGAGUUUGAGCAGGCUCAGUGGCUGGAGAUGCUACAGGAGUCUGGAAAAGUGACUUGGAAGAAUGCCCAGCUGGGAGAGGCUAUGAUUGAGAGCCUGGAAGCCCAAGGACUGCAGCUGGCCAAGGAGAAACAGGAGUAUUUAGAUAAGCUAAUGGAGGAAACAGAAGAGCUAUGUCUGCAAAGGGAGCAAAAAGAGGAACUCGAGCGUCUGAACCAGAUCCUGGAAGCAGAGAAGCAGCAGUUUGAAGAGGUGGUGCGGGAGCUGCGGCUGGAGCAGGAAGAGAUCAGACGGGAGCUGGAGCUCACAGCCCGAUCCCUUAAAGGAGUGGAGGAAGAAAAGAAAGAGUUGCGAAGCCUGACACAGUCCUUACAGAACACCCUAGAGGAGCUCUCCCUGGAAAAGCAGCAAAUGCUGGAGAUGCUGGAAGAAAAUGAGAGCCAGGUCCCACCUCCAACGAGCCCCAACAAAGAGCAAAGCCCCAUCUGGGGACUGCACUGCAGCCUGCGACAGAUUGAAGAGAAGAUGCAGCAACUUCUGCAGGAGAAACUCCUGGCAGAGAAGAGGAUGAAGGAGAAUGAGGAGCGGUCCCGAGCACUGGAGGAGGAGCGGGAAUUUUACUCUUCCCAGUCGCAAGCACUGCAGAACUCACUCUCGGAACUGACUGCAGAGAAACAGCAGGCAGAGAGGGACCUCAAGGCUGAGGUGAAGGUACGCAUGGAUCUGGAGAAGAGACUCAGAGAAGCUGAGGAAGCAUUGCAGAGCUUGGAGCAAGGCUUAAAUUCUCUGCAUUGCAACAAGGAGAAAGAGGAAAAGAUGAAAGCAGAUGUCAGUAACUUGAGAAAGUUCUUUGAAGAGUGCAUCCGCAAUGCCGAGCUGGAGGCCAAGAUGCCUGUGAUCAUGAAGAACUCCGUGUACAUCCACAAGGCUGCCACUCGCCGCAUAAAGAGCUGCCGCUUCCGCUGCCGGAGAACCAGUACUUCAUGGAAUGACAUGAAGCAGUCCCAGUCCUUUGUCUUCUCCCAUGCAGAAGCUGAAAACAUUGAGGAGCUGAAAGAAGCAGCCAAAAGACUGAGCCGGGACCAGCGCUUCAGGAAAACUAUCUAUCAAAUCAUGAGGUCACAAAAGGAUUCUGCUUCAGGGGACAAAAAGUGACUCUUCUUGGAAGGGGGCUUCUGAGCUCAACUUGCCAUUCAGCUCCGCAAACGUUAUGCCCUUGGGCACUAGGGUCAGAAGGGAGAUUUGCCCUUUGGUGGGGAAAGUGGGGUAAGGUUGUGUGUAGGCAAUCCCCUCAGUUAGUGGCUUUGCUUUAGUUUGAAUGCUCCUUGUAGCCUGGCAGACCUUCUCUGCUGAUCGCUCCAGACCUGUUUGCUUCAGCUGCUUACAUUAAGGCAUGUUUUGCCAAGAUGCCACAGUCAGUGUUAAAGUGAACCACAGACCAUAGGUUAAGAAGGGCCUCUCCUUUCCUUUCCUGUCUAGUCUAUCUGCCAAACACAUGUGCUUCUGAGAAAAUCCUUUAUCAGCCUGUGUUCCAGCUAGUGUAACCUCCCCAGCUGGACACAGCUUACCCCUUUCUCCCUGAUCCUGUGUAGCAAAUGGCUCACUCCACACCCCCAGUCAGUCAGCACUUCCAUGGGGCACAGGCUAAAAACUGCAGCAGUCCCAGUGUCCCAAGCACAGGCAAAAAUGUCAAACCCAGGGCAACUUUUUGUCUUGAUGCUACAUCAUUUCAUGCAAAGAGCAGCACCACAAGGUGAAGACAACCGAGGAUGCUGUGGAUUUGGCUUCAAGGAGGAUCGUGUACAGAGAAGAGCUCAUAGGUAACUCAGUGGCAUGGAUGCAAGCUGGAGGGAGGGUUGUGUUAUGUUGACUGUGGGCAAAACAUUCUGGGGCCACCCUUGCAUAUUUUUUGCACUGGGACAUCUAUGUCAGAACAGGAACAUGUGCUGCAGAAGGUGUUAUCUAUAGGCAGCAUCAGUGUAGAGAAGCCCUUGACUCAGUCCUGAUGGCUUCAUCAACACCUCUGUAAAACAAGUUGGAGGGCAAAAGAACGAGGACUGUCCAGCAACAAACCCCACUAUCACUUCAAGAAUUAAACAUUGUCAGCAGCAAGCUCUCAGGGCUGUGGAGGUGGGGAAA
This is a messenger RNA of Empidonax traillii (willow flycatcher), 4314 nucleotides long. RefSeq names its product pleckstrin homology and coiled-coil domain containing D1 (gene PLEKHD1). NCBI's taxonomy places the organism in Eukaryota, Metazoa, Chordata, Aves, Passeriformes, Tyrannidae. The coding region runs from base 1819 to 3330 and encodes 503 amino acids. The transcript has 14 exons. The record is from RefSeq and is a predicted model, not a curated record.